AUGACGAUGAUGAUGUCUGAUCUUCCGAAUGAUUUGGUAGAAGAGAUUUUGUCUAGGGUUCCGAUAACAUCUCUAGGAGCAGUGAGAUCUACUUGCAAACGAUGGAACGGUUUAUCCAAAGAUCGUAUUGUAUGUAAAGGAGAUGCAAAUCAACAGUUUACAGGGUUCACGAGAUAUGUGAACGAAUCUACGGUUUGUUCAAUGAGACUUGAUCUUAAUGAAAUCCAAAAUGAAGACGUUGAACUAGUUGAGCUCUCUAUAAAUAAGAUAAAUAAAUUUAUUGAACUUGAGUUAUUUCAAGUUUAUUACAGCGAUGGCUUGUUGUUAUUGGUAACUGAUGAGGUAGAUUCCAAGAUCGUGGUUUGGAAUCCGUAUUUGGGACAAACCAGGUUGAUCCAAUGCAGAGAUACUGAGCAUUUCAAAUAUAGGUAUGCUCUCGGAUACGACAACAACCGUAACCACAAAAUCUUGAUGUAUAAUAGGAAAAAUUGUGAAAUCUACGAUUUUAAAUCUGAUUCAUGGAAGGUUCUUGAUAUCAUUCCCGACUUGCAUACAAAUAUUUAUGUACGUGACAUGUCAAUAAAGGGAAAUACUUAUUUUUUCUAUCGAGGUGAGAAAAUAGGGGAAGGACUAGCUGGUUGCUUACUUUCUUUUGAUUUUACAAGAGAGAGAUUUGUGUCGUGUCUUCCUCUCCCAUUUCAAAUUGCUAAGUUUGAUGAUAAUGUAGCUCUAUCUUCUGUUAGAGAGGAACAUCUUGUGGUGUUAUUUAAUAAUUGGGAAGAAUCUGAGAUGGAGAUAUGGGUGACAACUAAGAUUGAACCCAAUGCUGUGUCAUGGAGCAACUUCUUAACAUUUACUCAUUUUAGAAUUAAGUUUUUAGUUACGAGUUUCUUCAUUGACCAAGAGAAGAAAUUAGCCGUAGUGUUUGGUAGAAGCUUAUCUAAACAAAUGAGGUGCAACAUAGCUUACGUCAUUGGAGAUAAUGGAUACUUGAGAAUAUUGGAUUUCGGAGUAACUUUCAUACCAUCUAACCUACCAGUCUCUUAUGCUCCUAGUUUAGUGAAAAUCACCCAAGGCCAAGAACUCUCGGUUAUCGAGGAAAAGAAAAGAUCGAGAUUAUUAGCCAGUCUUGUUUACAGUACGUUAUUUGUUUCUUUCAUCAUCUUCUUCUCGUUCAUUUCUUCUGUUUUCAUUUGA
Arabidopsis thaliana (thale cress) is the source of this 1197-nucleotide messenger RNA. Its product is annotated as F-box and associated interaction domains-containing protein. The transcript has a single exon. Bases 1 to 1197 code for a protein of 398 amino acids. The record is from RefSeq and is marked reviewed. NCBI's taxonomy places the organism in Eukaryota, Viridiplantae, Streptophyta, Magnoliopsida, Brassicales, Brassicaceae.